This is a messenger RNA of Linepithema humile (Argentine ant), 603 nucleotides long. The record is from RefSeq and is a predicted model, not a curated record. Lineage: Eukaryota; Metazoa; Arthropoda; Insecta; Hymenoptera; Formicidae.
AUGCCCAAUCCGUCACCGACGGAUGCGGGAAGCGCAAUAGGGAGCAGGGGAACAACCACCAAAAGAAGAAAAACACCCGAGCGCACCCCGUCACAAAAUCCUGCCACCGGAAAUGCAACCGGUGGCGCAGUGCCAAAGCAGCGGGUGCACCAGUACUUCAAGCAGUUAUACUGCGACCAGGGCCGACUGGAUAGCGCCAAAGCGGAGGAGGAACACGUUGAACCCUCGACGCCGAAAGAUGUUGCGCGCCUCACGGAUCCCUUCGCGGAACGAAAGACUAGGGUCGACCAGGAAAAACUUAGUUUAGCACAGAAGAGGUUCCUGUGGGACAAGGGGUGUUAUGAGCAUAACUUUAUCUUGCAGGAGAUCCUGACUGAUGCGCAGAGGAACCGCAGACAGGCGGUUGUCGUGUGGCUGGACCUUUCCAACGCGUUUGGCUCGGUCCCGCAUGCGACGAUCCGCUGCGCUUUCGUCCGAGCUGGCGAGCCGCGGAAAGUCAUAGAAAUAUGGCGAUCCAUGUACGACAAUUGCACGACUCGGGUUCGCACCGUCGAGGGCUACACCGCGUCCAACACCGCGCUAUCAACAUUCGCUUGGGAGUAA